Schistocerca piceifrons (Central American locust) is the source of this 1098-nucleotide messenger RNA. Its product is annotated as craniofacial development protein 2-like. Gene Ontology annotation, biological process: chromatin remodeling. Lineage: Eukaryota; Metazoa; Arthropoda; Insecta; Orthoptera; Acrididae. The transcript has a single exon. The record is from RefSeq and is a predicted model, not a curated record. Gene Ontology annotation, molecular function: catalytic activity. Bases 1 to 1098 code for a protein of 365 amino acids. Gene Ontology annotation, cellular component: nucleus.
AUGACAAUAGGGACAUGGAAUGUCAGGACCCUCCUGGACGUGAACAAUUACAGACCAGAGAGAAGAACCGCUCUUAUCACCCAAGAACUAGCCCGUCUAGAUAUAGACAUAGCUGCCUUGAGUGAGACAAGACUCUCAGGUGAGGGACACAUUAGUGAGGUACGUUCAGGGUACACCAUCUUCUGGAAGGGAAAGGAUGUAGGAGAACCACGCAUCCAUGGUGCAGGAUUUGCCGUAAAAACGAAAAUAGUGAAAGAUCUUCGACUUACACCUGUCUCAAUUAAUGAAAGACUGCUGACUCUUAGAGUACCCAUUGGUUCAGACAGAUUCAUCACCUUCGUCUCUGCAUAUGCUCCUACUUUAGACAGUGAUGAAGACACAAAGAAUCAGUUCUACCACCAACUGAACAGUACUCUCUCUAAAAUACCCAUUCAAGAUAAAUUAAUUUUACUUGGUGAUUUCAAUGCCAGAGUGGGAAGGGACAACCGUUUUUGGAGAGAUGUCAUGGGUAAACAAGGGGUGGGAAACUGCAAUGCAAAUGGGUUGCUACUUCUUGGUCUAUGUGCUGAGCACGAGCUUUUCAUCUCCAAUACCCAAUUCCGUUUGCGUAACCGCUAUAAGACCACAUGGAUGCACCCACGCUCCAAACAUUGGCAUCUUAUAGACUAUGUUAUUACGCGACAGCGUGACAAGAAAGACAUUCUCAUCACAAAAGCAGCACUAAACAUCGAUGAGUGCUGGACGGACCAUAGACUUUUAGUCAGCCGUUUGAGAGUACCAAAGUAUUGCAAGCCACGAUCCCACUUUUCAAACCCACCACGCAGAAAAUUCAACAUAAGCAACCUGAACAACAAAAAUGUUCGCUCACACUUCCAAGACAUACUGUCCGAACAACUUAACAAAGCUCCAGCAACCACAGAUGACGUCGAACAAGAAUGGACCACAUUAAAGAACAUCAUCAAAGAAACUGCUGAGAAUGUUGUUGGUUGUAGUGCACGGAAAAGAAGUGACUGGUUUGAUGACAACCACGGAGAAAUCCAAGCCAUCAUCAAUGCAAAGCGGGAUGCUUACCUAUCCCUUGCUCAAGAUCCAUCCUGA